GCUGUAGGCGAUUCGUUUUUUUGUUUGGGUUUGUUAUUCGCUUCAAUUGAUCGUCUAAUAUUAACUGAUUUAUAUAAAACUGGUCAUAUUUGUAAGAAGACUCCAUUAAUAUGUUCAACACGAGUUUAUGUAUGGUUUCGAUUAAUUGGUGCAAUUUGGCCACCAGCAAUUGAGAUAUGCAUUGGAAUCGAAAGAACUUUUUGCGUUUUUUGCCCAAUUUGGUAUAGCAAACAUUCUAAGAAAUUUGCUAUUGUAGUCGUUUUUGCAAUGUUAAUUGCCUUAUUGCUCGUUUUUAAACGUAAAGACGAGGAAAUAGAACAAGGAUGCAAUCGGAAAGGAACAUUUACAAAUGGUUAUGCGCUAUUUUUAUAUUUUGCCGAGGUAUAUUGUUUCGAACAGUUUAAAUUUAUUUUUUUUUUUGGAGGAGAAAGGAGAGGGGGUCGAAGGUCUAAAAAAUUUAAAAUAAUGGAGUUAACAACAAUAAAGCGAUUUUUAUUGAUAAUUUAUUGA
Molecule: messenger RNA, 510 nt
Organism: Dracunculus medinensis (Guinea worm)
Lineage: Eukaryota; Metazoa; Nematoda; Chromadorea; Rhabditida; Dracunculidae
Source: the annotation of a GenBank genome assembly